Amoebophrya sp. A25 is the source of this 1976-nucleotide messenger RNA. The record is from the annotation of a GenBank genome assembly. Lineage: Eukaryota; Dinophyceae; Syndiniales; Amoebophryaceae.
GUGUAACGUCAGACACCAAGUCUUGAUGCUAGGAGAUGUUGCGUGCAGAUCUGCUUCAAUAACUUCUUCCACACAGCAUGUCGUCGUACGAGGAGCUUCUGGUCAGACACCAGGAGACAUGUUCUUGGACAGCUGCGUAGUUCAGAACGAAGAUGGUGCGUCUCCUAUUUCAGCCGCUUCUCGUCAAAACUCGAAAAUGGCAGGCUCACCAACGGCUGGAUCAUACGGAAGCUCGUCUCAAGGAACCCAACUCGAAAAUGGAAAUACGUUCACUUUUUUCAAUUCUUUCACGAAGACGAAUGUUGGUGACGAAGCGCAGCUUCUACCGGUAAAAGCGACAUCUUCUUCUUCUUCAGGAAGGGUGGAGCAGAUCCAGACAGCAGGCACGGGUCUUGUUCUAUCGAACGCAGUAGCUAGUGGCGCUCCGCGUGUCCGCUUUUUGCGCUUGCCUGAGAGUGUGCCUGUUUUCAUGGUUGAGUCUAUGGAUGAGCUUGAAUGUGGAAUGGAGAAAACUUCAUCUUCAUCAAGUUCCUCACCAGGCCCUAUGAAAUGUCCCUUCGGUCUAGACUGUGAGUGGACACCCGGCGAUCGCACUGGUAUUAGCUUGGCUCAGCUCGCCACUCAACACUGUGUGUUUUUGAUCGACUUUGUUGCUCUCGGUGCAGACACGGGCUUGGAGCUCACAAGGCAAGUACUGUUUCGCUACGCGAGCAAAAUCAUCGCCUUCGGACGAGAAGAUUUUAGAAGAUUGGGAUUGGAUGCUCACGACUCGACUGCAACUUCUAGCGCCGACUUCGAAUUGAUUGAUCUUCAAACCGUGGUGCCAUCAUACGAAUCUGCUUGUCAAGGUCAAGAAGAACUAUCUGAAGGAAUCAAGAGGACCGCCAGCAAUGCCAAAACUUCGCAACCACAAGCUCAGCAACCUCAAUCUGCCUGGAACAGUAUGACGGAGCUCACUGGACGCAUCUUUCGAGGACAUUAUCUGGACAAACGGUUCCAAUGCAGUCCCUGGGGCUUGCUGCCGCGACCUUUGCUACCUGACUACGCGCAUUAUGCUGCGCUCGAUGCCUACUUGUCGCUUGGUGCGUACCACGCAUUGGGAGGGUUUAAAAGGGUGAGUGAAUACUAUGCUGGCACCUCUCGUCCUACUUCAUCCUCCUGUGAACGAGAGGAGCUGAUGAAAAUCGUUUCAGUAGCUGAGCGGAAAGGGAGACAAGACGACGUCGUUGAAAGAAAAACGGACUCGACAUCCCCUACUUCGAGGAAAGAGGAUGCACCAGGUGGAUCCGGGUCCCUUCUCGUGGUCUGCAAAACAGUGCUUUGCGAAAAGGUGGUCGAGGUUCGUGAUCCGUAUUCUUCAGCCAUAAAUGAUGCAUCUGCAACAUCUUCAUCUAGGAUACCUCCACCCAAUCCAAGCAUGGCCAUAGCCUGUGUCCUGCCUGAAAAAAGCGAGAUCAGUUCUGAGUUUCUUGUCGAAAACCAAUUGCGUGUGGUGUCUCCAGUUGAGGUGGCGGCCAAAUACGGUUUCCCCCUUUUUGGCGCGGGCCCGAUCGCACCCCUUACUGCGUUUGGUAAGGUCUAUCUGGAUGAAACGUUGCUGGCGGACCGAAGUGAUGACUGUGGUUCUUCAUGUGAAACCUCAGCGGAAGAUCCUCUUGAUCUCCCUUCUUGUUCUAGAACUAUCUUUGUCGGCGCAGGAUGGCCAGGCGUAGAAGCAGAGUUUAUGUCAGCGAGACGACUACAGAAGUUUCUCCUAGAUAGGAAAGGUAAUAGCACUUCUUCGACUAUGUCAGUUGAUUUUGUUCCUCUCACUGCAACGACGACCCCAAGAAAGAACAGCAGCUCUACACCGAGGAUAUUCAAGUAAUUCAGUUGUUCUUCUCAUUUUUACCCGAUGAAUUUGCUUUUCAUGAUGUUUGCUUCUACAAGAAGCCUUACGCCUAGCGGAUACUAAAUACAGCACUUCUUAGCUUGGC